Molecule: messenger RNA, 2478 nt
Organism: Capronia epimyces CBS 606.96
Lineage: Eukaryota; Fungi; Ascomycota; Eurotiomycetes; Chaetothyriales; Herpotrichiellaceae
Exons: 1
Coding region: 1-2478 (825 amino acids)
Biological process (GO): tRNA splicing, via endonucleolytic cleavage and ligation
Cellular component (GO): nuclear inner membrane
Molecular function (GO): GTP-dependent polyribonucleotide 5'-hydroxyl-kinase activity; phosphoric diester hydrolase activity; RNA ligase (ATP) activity
Source: RefSeq, a predicted model, not a curated record
AUGACGCAGGAUCCUAGCCAGGUGGCUGAGCUCUGCAAAGCGCUUGAAGCUGCGAAGGGCAAAGGCAGAGGCGGUAAGAAGGGGGGCUACUCGUGCAAGAAAACGACUUUCCCCGUCGAAGGGUCCUCGGGUAUCACUGUUGAUUCAUGGCGUUUCAACGACUGGGACUACAAACGGGACGACCUGCCGACCUAUGCACGCGGGCUCUUCACAACCAGACGAUCCGAUGGAACCCAUGAGAUUGCCGUCCGGGGCUACGACAAGUUUUUCAAUGUCGACGAAGUGCCCAGCACGAAAUGGGAGAAUAUCGAACGAGAUACGAUGGGCCCAUAUGAACUCAGCGUCAAAGAAAAUGGCUGUAUUAUCUUCAUGUCUGGCCUCGAGGAUGGAACGCUUCUUGUUUGCAGCAAACAUUCGACCGGUGCUCGUUCUGACAUCACCCAAAGUCAUGCCCUCGUAGGAGAGAAGUGGGCGAAGCAACACGUGGAAGGCGUGGGAAAGACUACUCGAGAUCUAGCGAAAGCGUUACGGGCAUUGAACGCAACCGCGGUUGGUGAACUGUGCGAUGAUGAAUUUGAAGAACAUGUCCUUGAAUACCCCCCGGAACGCGCUGGUCUAUACCUCCACGGCAUCAACCUCAACUUGCCCGAAUUUGCCACACUAUCCGGACCAGAAGUACAUGAGUUUGCUGACAACUGGGGCUUCAAGAAAGCUCAGUAUAUUAUCAUUCGAUCUCUCGAUGAGGUCAAAACAUUUCUUCACAAGUGUGCCGAGACCGGUUCUUGGGAAGGUCGAGACACGGAAGGGUUCGUCGUCAGAUGCAAGAAGAGGAGUCGAGACCACAGCCAUGUAGACGACUGGUUUUUCAAGUACAAGUUUGAGGAGCCAUAUUUGAUGUACCGACAAUGGCGUGAGGCUACCAAAGCCAUCAUCGCCGGAAACACCCCGAGAAUCAAGAAGCACAAGAAAAUAACAGAAGAGUACCUUCUCUACGCCCGCCGCCAACUGGCCAAAGACCCGACAUUGGGAAAGGCCUACAAUCAAAAUCAUGGAAUCAUCAAGAUGCGCGAUGGCUUUCUCGCGGAGAAGGGGCAGAAGGGCUCGGACCUCAUUGCGCAAGAGCGGGCACAAGGAAAUGGGCCAACUGAGGACGACACGGGCGCAAACGUUGUUCUGGUGCCAAUCGCAACAAUCGGAUGUGGCAAAACCACGGUUGCAACUGCACUGGUGAAGCUCUUCGGCUUUGGACACGUUCAAAACGACAACAUCGAGGGACAGAGAGGCCGGCCACAGCGUUUUGCCAAUGCCAUCACCAAUGCCCUGGCAGGACACAAGGUGGUGAUCGCUGACCGGAGCAACCACCAGAAGCGAGAACGGCAACAACUCAUCAACGAUGUCAGCAGGGUGGUUCCAGACGCUCGAUUUGUGGCCUUGCAUUAUGUGCACGAACCGAAAGCGCAGAUGCUAGAUGAGAUCCGUCGAGUCACCCGUCAGCGAGUGCUUGACCGCGGAGACAAUCAUCAGACCAUCCGGGCAAGCAGCAAGAGCUCGAGUGAGAUCACCGAAAUCAUGGAUGGGUUUUUGUAUCGAUUCCAAGGAUGCGAUACCAAUGGCCCGCCGGACUCUGAGUUUGACGAGGUGAUCAACCUGGAUGUUUGUGCAUCAUCACUGCAAAACCUGGAGACGAUUGUUACCCGUUUGUACAACGCCUACCCGGGACUGCUGCCAGACGAGAUGCCCGGAGAGCAGGACAUGCAAGCGGCGAUUGACUAUGCUCUGAACGCCGAGGUCAAAACCAAGCACGAUUUGUCGUUCGGCAAACCAGCCCAGGCGGGGAAGAAGCAGAAUCAGACGAAGCUGCCACUGAGCCAGGCUGCAGAAAAAGUGCUGACACCAGAACAGUUGAUCAGCAAACUGGAAUACUUCAGCGUGCCAGUAUCUGUGACUAACAUCAAUUCCAUUCUCUCGUCCCUGUUCAAGCAGGCCAGCCCAGAAGAAAGCCGUAUGUACCUGACGUUGAAACAGGCACAGCGCAUUCAAAGUGAAUUUCAUGUGACCCUAAUUCAUCGAGCGUCGGCACAACAACAUCCUGACCUGUGGCAGCUGUACAUUGAGGAAUACCGGAAGGCCAUUGCCAUAGUUGACCUCAAGGACAAGAACAAGCUGGUGCCCAGCCUGGGGUCGGCACGAAUCAAGUUGGAGAGGCUGGUCUGGGAUGACCGUAUCAUGGCGUUUGUGAUACGAAUCUACCCGGCCGCAGGCGGACCUCUCUGGCCCAGUGCCAACCCAGUCACGCAUAUCACGGUGGGGACUGCGCGACAAGACGUCAAACCAGUAGAGAGCAAUAACCUUCUGGCUCGGUGGGAGGCCGGUGACCAAAGUGGAGGUAUCAUUUAUGACAAGGAGGUGCCAGGAGGAAUUAUUCUCGAGGGCAGCGUCAAGCCGGUCUUCCAACGCCACUUUUUGGACGGGCGGUAG